This is a messenger RNA of Diatraea saccharalis (sugarcane borer), 1074 nucleotides long. NCBI's taxonomy places the organism in Eukaryota, Metazoa, Arthropoda, Insecta, Lepidoptera, Crambidae. The record is from the annotation of a GenBank genome assembly.
UUUUUGAAUGCUGUGGGAUGAAAAUAUUCUUGUAAAUCUAGUCUUUUAUUGAGCCAAAAUUACUUAAACAUGUGUGAAAUUUACGUUGUGUAGUGUUGAAUUGGUUUUUUACUUAUUAUUAUUCUUAUAGUCAAUAAGUUUCUGAAAUGAAUUAUUUGUUUACUAGAAAUAACGACAUAGAUUACUAUGAUGAUGAUGAUUAUGCUAUUGCGUACGCCCCUGAUCAUAUUUUGGAGAAUAUUUUUUCAUACUUAAAUCUUAAAGACCUUCUCAACUGUUCUUUGGUGUGUAAGAAUUGGUAUAAGGUACUCAACGAUGAAAAUAAUGAUGUUUGGAGGUUACACUGUUUUAAAAGACUAGCUGAAGAAGUAAUGAAAUCAGACCUUCUUUCGACUGUGACGACAUACAAAUCUAAAUUGAGAGCGUUUUAUCAUGCUUGGAAUCCACACGACUGUUCUAGAAACAUUUAUGUUAAACCCAAUGGAUUUACUUUACACAGAAAUCCUGUUGCACAAAGUACAGACGCUUGCAGAGCAAAAAUUGGAUUUCGCCAAGGUCGUCAUGCAUGGGAGGUUAUAUGGGAAGGGCCAUUAGGCACUGUUGCAGUCGUUGGCAUAUCUACUAAAGAAGCACCCUUACAGUGUCAAGGAUAUGUUGGAUUACUUGGGUCUGAUGAACAAAGCUGGGGUUGGAAUUUAGUGGACAACCAUUUACUGCAUAAUGGGGAUACCCAAGGACAUUAUCCGCUUCUGAAUAACUGUCCAAAAUAUCAAGUAGGAGAACGUAUAAGAGUCAUAUUGGACUGUGAAGAUAAUACACUAUCAUUUGAAAGAAAUUAUGAAUUCUUAGGAGUUGCAUUCCGAGGUUUACCAAAUAAAAAACUAUAUCCAACAGUGUCUGCUGUUUAUGGAAAUACAGAAGUAUCUAUGGUAUACUUAGGACCCCCGUUGGAUGGCUGAUAGUUAAUUUAGUUUAUAUUAAGCUAGUCAAAAUGUUAUUAAUUAUUGUGAUAUAUUAUUAUUUCCAAUGGCAUAUAUUAUAAGCUUUUUUUUUUUAAAUAUACCUAAGUAACUU